Messenger RNA from Closterium sp. Naga37s-1, 2160 nucleotides. NCBI's taxonomy places the organism in Eukaryota, Viridiplantae, Streptophyta, Zygnematophyceae, Desmidiales, Closteriaceae. The record is from the annotation of a GenBank genome assembly.
AUGGCCACCAGUCGGCAACGUGGUUACGUUCAACCACUGUCGGGCGGAGAGGAGCAAGGCGGGCCCAUGUCCCCCUACGCGCAGCCUCGCCGGAUGGCCCCCGGCGGAGGGGGAGGAGGAGGGGACGGUCCCCCCGCGCGCAACCCUGGCCGCGGACGCCGCGUAGCCGGCGGCGGCGGCGGCGGCGGAGCCCCUCAGGCGCAAUUCACGAGGAUUAACUCGAUGAUCUACCAGCCGUCUCCGCAGCAAGAAGAGCAACCGGCAGAGCCCCGUUAUAAGCGCACUAUGUCUAUGGUCGCCCCCGCGCCGAACAACAAAACGCCCCCGCGCGGAGUUAGAGCAGCAGGCGCGGGGGGGCCGCAUGCCGGAGGGCCAGGCAUGGGCGCCGGGAGGGGUGGGCGGGGGAAGCUUCCACACUCGUCGUCCGUGGGCGGACCGGAAGGCGGAAUGCGCAGGGGGGUGGGCGCGGUCGGCGCGGGGGUGGAAGACCCUUUGGCGGACCAGUUUGGGCGGAGCAUGACGGUCGGAACUAAAGCGCCCACUCCGCGCGGACCUGGUGCGGGGAGAGGCGCUGGCGGAGGCGGCGGAGGCGGGCAGUUUGGCGGCGGAGAGCCGGAGAUCGGACGGUCGCUAACGGCCACUGACGGUCGGCACCGGUCGCCGUUAAGACAGAACCCGCACGCGACUGGGGGAAUGGGUGUUGGGGGGAUGAUCACCCCGCGGAGGACCCAGGCGCAGCAGAUGGUGGCGGGCGGAGGGCGCGGCGGAAUGGGCGGAAUGGGGGGGAUGGGGGCGGGUCCGGGCAGUCCGUACCGCCAACGCGCGGGGAGCGGGUUUUCGCAAGGCGGGUACAUGGAGGGAGGCGGAGAGUACAACGACGAAAGCGACGGGAUGUACGGCGAAGACGGUUACCACCAGAACAUGCAACGGUCGCGAUCUACCGGCAUGGGGAUGAUGGGCGCAGGCGGGCGCAUGGCGGGCGGGGGGAUGGCCAUGGGGGGAAUGGGCGGCGGAAUGCCCCCGCAUGCGCCUGGCGGAAGGGGAAUGGGCGGAGGGCGCAUGAGCAUGGGGGAAGAGCACUACUACACUUCGGACGCGUCAGAAGGGGGGCCCGGCGGGGGCGCGUAUCCGCGCAGCCGGUCGGUGAAUCCGCGCUUGGAGGGCGCGGCGGAAGCGGGGGGGAUGGCGGCGCAGGGGAAGGCGGGAAAGGCGGAGGUGGACCCGUCGGAACUCCCCAUGCUUCCCCCUCCGGGCAGCCCGCAAGUCGUGCAGUGCCAGCGCUGCUCUCAGCUAUUGGAGGUACCAGCAGCGCUCCCGCCGGCCAAGAAGGGCAUUCAGAAGCUCCGCUGCGGGAAGUGCAUGCGCGUCUCACGCUUCCGAGUCAACCCAGCAGACCCCCGCACUGCUGCUGCCGCUGCUGCUGCUGCUGCCGGCGGGGUUAGCGGCGGGGAGGGGUUUUCAGAUAACCCUGACGUGGCGGAUAGCGGGAGUGAGUAUCAGCAGAAUGAUUAUAUGCAGCAGCAGCAGCAGCAGCAGCAGCAGCAGCCUCCCAGGUCUCCUAGGCUGCUGCAAGGGUUGCCUAGCGGGGGAGGGUUUGGGAGAGGCAUGGGGGGAGGGAUGGGGGGAGGGGGAGGCGGAGGGGGAGCGCCCCCGCUUUCUCCUCGCAUGCAGCGUCCCGGUGGGGGGUUUGGCGGUCAGCAGAUGCACAAUCCAGGGCCAAGGGAGGGGGGUGGCAUGGGGGGAGGAGGGGGGAGUGGGGGGGAGGAACGGGCGACGUAUGCGCGGAGAGUGAUUGUGAAUGGGGAGCCAAUCCGGGAUGACUAUGUUUCUGUGGUGGAGCAACGAGCAGGGAACAUUCACCCAGGCAAUUACUGGUACGACCAGGUCGCAGGGUUCUGGGGCGAGAUGGGCGGCCCAUGCCUCGGCAUCAUCCCACCGGGAAUUGAGUUUGGGACGCCGAUCCCGGUGGACUGUGCGGGAGGUGCGACGCGGGUGUAUGUGAACGGGAGGGAGCUGCACAAGAAGGACCUGGACCGGCUCAUGAAGAGGGGGCUACCAUCGAAGCCCAACAUGUCGUACCGAGUGGAGAUCAAUGGGAGCGUGUAUGAUGAGGAGACGGGCGACUACCUCCUCAGCCUGGGGAAGCUCGCACCCUCGUGA